UCGGAGCCGAGCGACGGUUUUGACGAAAACACACCGACCGCAGACUGCGAACCAUUCCGGGCAGAGGGGCUGCGGAACCACCGGGGUGACAACCGCGCUAUGGCGUUGCUGAAGUUGGACAACGGGGUUCGGCCUUGACGGGAGACGUUGCACGCGUGAAGUAGGUUUAACGGCAAUGCGCGCGGUAUCACUUGUUAGAUAGAAACACACAUACAGAGAGAGGAGGCGGAGGAGGAGGAGGAGGAGGGGGCCGAGGUGGACUCUCCCUCCCUCCCGCGGUUUGAGCCUGUCCGCCCGAUGGAGGCACCCGGGACCCUCGCAGCGAGCUCCAGGCCCGGUAUGUCACCUGUGAGACGCCGCCGCCACCCCGCCGGAGGUCGUGGGUAAAGGAGGAGGAGGAGGAGAAGCACCGCCCGCGCACAUCUGUCCUCAACUUUGGCCGACAACUUGGUGCUCCUGGAGCCCGUGUGCUACGAGAAAAAGUUCGCAGGUCAGCUGCAGCCAUGACCGACAUAGAUAUCACUUAACCCGGAGGUCAGUCACCGCCUCAGGUCACCGAGUACAGGUGAACCGCGCACUACUUUCACGGACUUUGACAUUUUUCUCUGCUUCACAUUUCUCCAUCCGCGGCUGAUCCGGAUCCAGACUUAUUGGAUUCAUCUGAUUUUUUUUUUAUUUUAAAAUUUGUACAAAUCAAUCAUGUCACUCAAAGACAAUCCCUGCCGGAAAUUCCAAGCCAACAUUUUCAACAAGAGCAAAUGCCAGAACUGCUUCAAGCCCAGAGAAUCCCAUCUGCUCAACGAUGAGGACUUCAAUCAGGCCAAACCCAUAUAUGGAGGAUGGUUGCUGCUGGCACCUGAGGGAACAAACUUUGACAAUCCCUUACACAGAUCUCGAAAAUGGCAAAGGAGGUUCUUCAUCCUCUACGAGCAUGGCUUACUUCGCUAUGCUCUGGACGAAAUGCCCAGCACUCUACCCCAGGGCACAAUCAAUAUGAACCAGUGCAGUGACGUCAUCAAUGGUGAGGCGAGGACGGGCCAGAAGAACUCGCUGUGCAUCCUGACCUCUGACAAAGAGCACUUCAUACGUGCGGAAUGUAAAGAAAUCAUCAAUGGGUGGCAGGAGGCUCUGACUGUGUACCCCAGGACCAACAAGCAGAACCAGAAGAAGAAACGAAAGGUCGAUCCCCCCACUCACCAGUCUCUGUGUGACCUUACCUCCCAUUGUGCCCUCUCCUCUUCCUAUCCACUCCUCCCAACCCGAACUCCUCCCCAGGAGCCAGGCCCAGCCAAGGUGACAGUGACCAGCAGCAGCAGCAGCGGCGGCAGCAUCUCGUGCCUGCCCAGCAGCAUUGCCGGUGCCGAGCGCGUCCCAAUGAGCCGUGCAACACUGUGGCAGGAGGAGAGUCGCUGGAGCCGGGCCACCAUCCCCUGCAGCCGCAGUGCCUCCUGUCUCAGCCAGCUGAGCCAGAGCCAACCAGACUCCAGUAUCACAACUCAAGACGAUGGUGGCACCAUGAGCACUGGGCGCAAAGUACGUGUGGAGAGUGGCUACUUUUCCUUGGAAAAGAACAAGUCGGAGCCUUCUCCACAUUCUGCACAGCACUCCCAGUCCCCACAGCCACCUCAGCACCUGCCCCUGUCCUCUUCGGCAUCAUCCUCCUCUUUAGGAGCUCCCAGUCCCAGGUACAACUCUGAGUCAGAACCUCAAUCUUACCCCUGUCAACCCUCCCAAGACCCCCUCCCUUCUCCAGGUGCACUUGUCUCCCCCAGCUACUCCACCAUCAGCUCCUCCCAGAGCUCGCUGGACUCCGAUCCCAGCGUCACGUCGCCCACCUGGGAGGGAUGCUGUGGUGGUGGUGGAGGGAGCACUAGUAACAUCGGUAACGGAGGAGGCAGAGUGGGCUGCUCUGGCAGGGAGUAUACAGCGCUGUCGGAUGUGCCACGGGCUCGCAGACUGAGCUACCGGGAAGCGUUCCGCUCAGAGAAAAAGCGCCAAGAGCUGAGAGCUCGGACAAGGAGUCCUGGUAGAGAGGAGGUGGCUCGGCUGUUCGGGGAGGAGCGCAGGCGUCCACAAGUCAUCGGGAGGUUUCAGGAGGGUCAGCAUGUUGAGCAUAUGGAAACAAACAGCUCCAGUGAGCCCUCCUCUAACACCGCGCUAAUCCAGAGACAAGGUCGCAGCGAGAGACGCUGUCUGGCCAACAAACAUGAGAUUUCACUGGAUGCAGGAACAGACCGUUCAGCUCCCAGUUUGACCAGCCCCACUUUUUCCAACUUAAGAAGAGCGAAGUCACUGGACCGCAGAGUCACAGAGUCUUCGAUGACUCCAGAUCUGCUGAACUUUAAAAAAGGAUGGAUGACGAAGCUGUAUGAAGACGGAAUGUGGAAGAAACACUGGUUUGUACUAACAGACCAGAGUCUGAGGUACUACAAGGACUCGAUAGCUGAGGAGGCUUCUGAACUGGAUGGGGAGAUCGACCUUUCCACAUGCUGUGACGUCAAAGAGUUCCCAGUCCAGAGAAACUACGGCUUCCAAAUCCAGUGCACAGAGGGAGCGUGCACCCUGUCGGCCAUGACCUCUGGAAUCCGUCGCAACUGGAUUCAGGCCAUUAUGAAGAAUGUGCGACCCACUAUUGCCCCCGACGUCACCCGGAAAAACAUCUCUCUGAAACUAUCCGUUCUGAAGCCCAGAUCCCUCCCUGAUGAGAAGAUAAAAGCCCAAGUGAUGUUGGAGCCCUGUCCGCAGGCCACCCCUGAGCCAAGCCCCGUUCCUGAGGCCCCCAGGUCUGAUGUCCACAGACAGCCAGCUGGCAACCACGUCUCUGUCCCUCCCUCUGAGCUGCGUAGAAGCCGAGUUCGUGAACGCAGACCAGAAGGACGCUCUAAGACUUACGACUGGUCUGAGUUCAAGAUGGAGCAGACAGAAAAGCCUGUGAAGGAGCGAGCCGACACCGUCGAUCUCAGCUCAUCGUUCUCCACAACCUCCUCUUAUUGCUCUCCCUCCUCUUCAGCUUCCUCUUUAGCGUCCUCUCCGGUCUCUACCUCCUCCCUCCAAACCUCCUCGGUAUCAGGGGCUCACCCACCCUCUAUGACAGAAGAAGCAGAGAAGGGGAAUGUCAGGAGGGGCGCCCCUCCACACAGCACUACUAGUGCAACCCACAUGCCAAAUACUGUUACUGUUACCAUGACUUCCACACUUAAUACAACGCCAACAGUACAGCCAUCAACACCUGAAAGCCAAGAGCAAGGGAAAAUGGAAGUGGACCACCAUACAGCCAUGCAUCCUGCUAGUGAGGAUAAGAAGGACAACAGAACCUCAGGUGUCCAUAAAGAGAUUGAGCAGCGAUGGCAUCAGGUGGAGACGACACCUUUGAGGGAAGAGAAGCAAGUGCCCAUCGCCACGGCUGCAGCAGACUCUGCUAACUCUGAAAGGUUGCCUGCCGAUGAGCUUGCUGCACUGCUAGACAAAGAGUUGGGACAGAAGCAGAAGGAGCUGGACCAACUACAGAAGCAGAACAACCUUUUAAAAGAGCAGCUGGAUGAUGCGCUAGGGAGAGAACACAGUGCCAGAGAGGGCUAUGUACUGCAGAGUGCAACACCCCCUUCCUCUUCACCGCACAGAGUGCCAUGGCAACGCUUGCACAAGCUUAAUCAAGAUUUGCAGAGCGAAUUGGAGGCCCAAAGGCGCAAGCAGGACCUUGCUCAGCAGCAAAUUCGGACGUUAAAGAGAAGCUACACCGAUGCCCAGGACGCUGUAGACCGCCACGAGGCUGAUAUUCAGGCUCUGCAGGGUAAACUAGCAUGUGCAAUGGCUGAAAUCUUGGCCAGUGAAGAGGCUGUGGCCCGAAUGCGCAAUGAGCUCAAGUUAGAGCAGGAGCGUUCAAAGGAACAAGAAGUAGAAAAUGGAAAAAGUGAGGCCACCCUACGUGCCCAGCUGAAGGACAGUGAGGACAGACUCCGUGAAGUAGAGGCCUGCCUCUUAGAGAGGAACCAGGCUCUCAGGCACCUCGAGCACCAGCAGGCCCUGCAACGAGACCACAUUAGAGAGAUACAGAGGUUGCAGGAGAGGCUGCAAGAGGUGACUGCUCGACUAUGUGCUACUGAGGAGGGCCAAGCUUUGAAGGAGGAGCGCCUGAGGAAGGAGCAGCAUAGCAUGCAAGAGAGUCAUGAGAGGGAAAGACAGAAUCUGUGCAGAAAAUUAACUCAGGCUGAAAUCGCCCAGAAAGAGAUGGAGGACAAUCUGCUUGAGGCCGAGCAGCAGGUAGAGGCUCUGUUGAGAGGGAGGCGCUCCUCCGGAGGCAAAGAAUGCAGUGAGGAAAUGUUGAAGUUACAAGAGGAACUGACUCAUAAGAUUGACAUGGUUGAGUCACUGAGGGAGAGCGUGCGGAGGCUGGAAGAAGAGAAGAGCCACCUCACUUGCCGUUGUCAGGAGCUUAUCAACCAGAUAGCAGAAGCUGACCGUGAGGUGAAUAAGCUUCGCAAAUGUCUGGAAACUGAAGAGGCUGAGUACUACACGCUGGAGCAGUCAUAUGAUAGGGCUACCCAGGAGUUUCAGAAAAUGAGUCAGUUCCUUAGAGAAAAAGAGGAAGAGAUCCGGCAGACUAAGGAGAUGUAUGAAAGGCUAGUGGAACGCAAGGAAGAGGACCUAAAAGAGGCACUUAUUAAAAUGACAGUACUUGGCAGCAGCUUGGAGGAAACAGAACAGAAGUUGCAAGCAAAGGAGGAGUUUCUCUGUCAAAUGAGUCGGAGCCUCUUAGAAAAGGUUGAGCCCUGUAGUGCUGAAAAGGAUCUGCAAGCCAAGCUUGUGGUCGCAGAGGACCGUAUCGCGGAGCUUGAACAGCAUCUCAAUGCCCUGCAGUUGGGCUAUGCUGACCUACAAAUGGAAAGACGUAAGACCCCAGAGCUGAGGAAAAAGGGAAGGGUUAAAACAUCAGCCUCCAUAUCACCAAACACAGAACUUUCUCUUUCCUUUAACAAUACAUCCAAGUCAGAGAACGCCCCAGAUGAUCAGGAGUCUCUAGCUAAGAGAUCAAGGAUACGUUUUUCCAGUAUUCAGUGCCAAAAAUACAUUAGCUUAGAGGGCCUGGUCACGGGCCAAGCAAGUAGUGGUCAUGUGGAGACAGGACAAAAAGAUGACCAAGAUGUAAAUGAAGACAUCGGUUUAACCGGAGGAAAUAUCUCCUCUGAUAUGCCGCAUACCAGUGACCCAGAGAAGUUUAUCUCCAUCAUACAUUCCCUCGAAACUAAACUGCUUGCCACUGAGGAUAAGCUAAGAAACCUCACACAGAAUCUAGAAGAGCAGCAAUCCACCCAAGUAGACGACAUGUCCAAGAUUGAUGUACAGAUGACAGAAACAGACCAUCACCCAGAGAAAGAGUUGAGUUGUGGGAGUAGUUGUCUUGCCAAUAAGCAUUAUGGCAAGGCCCUGAUGUGCGUUGAAAAGAGUCGAGAGAAAGUCAGGGUUAUUCUCGGUGGUUCUCAUACUUCCACUGGUUCGCAGUUGCAUUCAUUGUCGGAGAUAGAGAGCGAUUUGUUCAAUGCAUCACUGUACAUCCAACAAGGACAAAAGACGUUGGAAGAACAAACACCAGCUGUCCAUCAGAAUCAAACCCCAGAGACUCGAGAUAGAGAAGCUCUUCAGCUCUUUGCCAAAACCUUGUCUUUUGAGGCAGUAAUUUUGAAUAAAAUGGCUUUAUUGAUACAAACGUCAAAGUCUGACAUUCUACAUGCUCUUGCAGAGAUAUGGGAAGACAUCGACAACAUUAAAAAGAGUGACAAAGAUUGUUUGGCUAUAGUUUAUGCUGAUGUCUUGACCAGGAAGCUGAUGUUAGAGAGUGCGUUCUGGCAGGAGUUGGAGAAAACUGAGGCAGAUGUUGCAAAAUGCAAAGAGGGCAGUGCGUCAGCUGAUGUAAAUGAUGCCACAAUCUUUAACACCUUCAUUAAAGCAGAACUAGUCUACUCUAUUCAAAACCUUAAGCUUUGCUAUGAAGAGAAAUUCAAAAUACUGAAAAGGGAGUUGACUGAAGCUCAUACGAACCUAAAUCAAAGGGAAAUGGCUCUGAAAGCGAUUAUUGAAGCUUCCAAAAGGCCUGAUUUGAAAAAUGUAAUAAAGGAAGUCAAAAAUAACUUUGGCUUUAAUAAACAAAGGUUAGCUGACGUUCAACCCCCUGAACUUGCUCCUUACAUGGAGCAGAUUGAAAUGGAAACAGCGAGAGACUUGGCUGAGAAAAUUGUAGACAGACACUUGGCUGAAGAAAUGCCCUCUUGUGGUGUUGACUCUAUUGAUACGCUGCAAAAUGCACAUGACAAUCUGGCCAAUGAGCUUCAGCGACAAGCAGCAAUCCUCCAUAAGUACGCUCAAGAGAUGGAAGGUGGUGAAACCCAUCCGGGGCUGGCUAAAAUGAUCCGGGCUCUUUUUGGGCAGCAAACCUCUGAGAAUUUCUCUAGUACCUCUCUUUGUAUGCGUGAAGCCCUUAUUCAGGCUCAGGUGGCUUAUGUGGCAUGUAGAUUACGGGCAAUGCAUGAACAAGACUUGGGUUGGUGCAAACAGACAGGUCAGAACAUGGAUGCUCUUGUCCAGCAGCAUGCGCACAAUGUCAGUGCAAUCCAAGAAAAGUUUGAAGCAUCCUUACAGGAGGAGCGCCUGAGUUUCACGCAGACACUGGCCACUCUUGAAAUGGAGAACCAAACCCUGAGGAGUGAGAUAGGCAAACGUGUGAAUCAGCUCUCCCAGCAGCAGGAGCAACUGGUCCUCCUGGAGGAACACUACCGGAAUGACACUGAAAACCUGAAUCAGAUGCACAAGAAAGAGCUACAGCGAGCAGAGCAAGGCUGUGCUUCAACAGAGCUGGCCCUCAUUGAGACAUUGGCCGACAGCCAACAGAAGUUAGAGGUUCUGCUGGUGGACAUGGAUACGAUGAAGGAGCAGCAACAGGGUCAUGUGAAGAAACUGGAGGAGCAGUUUGAACAGAGGAUCUGUGAGCUCCAGCACAUCCACACAGAGGAGAUGGAAAAGUUACAUUCCCAGUAUGUUGAAAACAUUCAGUGUCUCAAAGAGCACCUGAAGGUCAAAAAAGGUCCUGAGGUUUCACAAUCGCUACCGUGUGAUGAGGCCAUAAUGCCAAUGGAAGAGGAGGAGCAGGGGAAGGGGGAAGAUGCUCAAAAUAUGUCCGAGGUGGACUCAAUGGUGGUUCUCAAGGACCGGAUCCAGGAGCUGGAGACUCAGAUGAACACCAUGAGGGACGAACUGGAGAACAAGCACCUCGAAGGAGAUGUGGCCAGCCUGAGAGAGAAAUACCAGAGAGACUUUGAAAGUCUUAAGGCCACGUGUGAACGUGGGUUUUCUGCAAUGGAAGAUACCCACCACAAGGUGAUAGAAGACAUCCAGAGGCAGCAUCAGAGGGAGAUCUCCAAACUCCUGGAAGAGCGAGAGAGACUCUUGGCUGAGGAAACUGCUGCGACAAUUGCUGCUAUCGAAGCUAUGAAAAAUGCACACAGGGAGGAACUGGAGAAGAACCAGCGCUCCCCACUGAGUGGACUGAACUCUGACAUCGAUGAGCUUCGCUUACAAUACGAGGAGGAGUUGCAGUCCAUCCAGAGAGAGCUGGAGGUGUUGUCCGAGCAGUACUCUCAGAAGUGUCUGGAGAACGCUCACCUGGCCCAGGCGCUGGAGGCCGAGAGGCAGGCCCUCAGGCAGUGUCAGAGAGAGAACCAGGAGCUAAAUGCUCACAACCAGGAAUUGAAUAAUCGAAUGAGUGAGGAGAUCAUCCGGAUGCGCUCCUGUUACAGCGGUGAAAUGGCGCUGUCACCACUUACCCAAGGCAAAGAUGUGUAUGAACUAGAGGUGUUGCUACGUAUUAAGGAGUCGGAGAUCCAGUAUCUUAAACAGGAAAUCCACUCUUUGAAAGAUGAACUGCAGUCUGCUUUAAGGGACAAGAAAUAUGCCACAGACAAAUAUAAGGACAUCUAUACAGAGCUCAGCAUAGUGAAAGCAAAGGCUGACUGUGACAUCAGCAAACUGAAGGAGAAACUGCUCAUUGCCACAGAAGCUUUAGGCGAGAAGACGGUCGAUGGAACAGUCACAUCUGGAUACGAUAUCAUGAAAUCAAAGAGUAAUCCAGAUAUCAUAAAAAAAGAAAAAUCGGCAGCCUCCAGGCAACUGAGAGGCAUAAGGUCAAAGAGCCUGAAAGAGGGACUAACUGUGCAGGAGCGCAUGAAGCUUUUUGAGGCAAAAGAUUCCAAAAAGAUUUGAACAUCAAGAAUCUGAAGUUUCUCUUUCCUCGUCUUGGUUUCUGGUCCGAAAGAGCAGCAUCAACUGAGAGACAAUUCUUCACAAAGGUCAAUUCUGAACAUGGACCUGCUGCUUCCAUGCCUUUGAUAAGUUGUCAUUAGUUUGAUUGAUUUUUUUUUAUUAAUAUAAAACAGUUUUAUUGAAUAAAUCCUGUGUUAGAUCUCUUUAAAGAAUAUAUAGAUGUAUAAUCUGUCCAAACUGGAGACGUGUCAAAUAAGCUGUGAGAGGGAUUCACGACAACAUUUUUAUUGAUCCUCCAAAAUGCCAAAACAGCCAGCAGUACACAGUAUAAGUAAUAAUAUAUAUUUCCCAAUAUGAAUUAAGUAUCUGCUGUAUUUUAUUAUUGUUACAUUUUCUAUAUCUAAUGAUUUUAAAUGUGUUUAAAGUUGCACCAGUUGUGUUGUACAUAACUACUGGAUAUAUGUCAGAGUAUGGUUUGCUGUUGAUCGUUGGGGCAUCUGCUGUAUUAUAACUAUGGUUUGACUGGUAGUGGAGAAACAAUGUGAUGCUUAACUUGCUUGUGUAUGAGAGUUUUAUAGGAAACAAAAAGAUGGAGUGUCUGUGUGUGAAGGGGGAGAGGGGGGGGUGGGAUUGCACUUAUCACUUGACUACUUGAGGAAGCUUUUUUUUUUUCUCCGUCUCAAAUCGGUGUAGUGGCAUUGAGUCGAUUAUUGCAGUGCAACCAAACAUCCUGACUUCUGUAGUGAACAGCCGUGACUUGUUAGUGAUACUGGAUUUCUUUAAACCUGAAUUUGUGUUUGCUCAGUUUUGACUUAUGAUGUGAGAGGAUAUCAUCUCAUAUAAAAACCAGUUGGGACUUUGCAUGACUGUACAGAACUGCAGAAUGAUCACGUUGCCUCAUUUUCCUACUUUCAUGCUUUAGUGUGGAGCUCUUUGACACUUAUUAAGCUUGGCUUUGCAAGUCCUACUGCUUAGGUGUUGAGAUUGAAAUGUUUUUACUGUAAGCGGCAGUCUUGAAGCACUUGGCCCAGUCCCUGACCUCCCACUGAAAUCUAGUCGUGCCUCAACUGAGUGAAGAAUAUAAACAUCCAUAAAACCUGUGCAGCUAUGGAUACACACUGUAUAGUAUUCAAACCACGCCUUGUAUAUAUAUAUAUGCCACACAGACGACAUCUGUGUUUUGUUUUAAACUUGUACCUUGCUCACUAGCUCUAUAUGAAAUAUAUAUAUAUGAAUAUUUUUUAUUUUCAUUUGAAUGUAUAACGUCAAAUAAAUGAAGUGUUUGGAAA
Hippoglossus stenolepis (Pacific halibut) is the source of this 9539-nucleotide messenger RNA. RefSeq names its product early endosome antigen 1 (gene mpripa). The record is from RefSeq and is a predicted model, not a curated record. Lineage: Eukaryota; Metazoa; Chordata; Actinopteri; Pleuronectiformes; Pleuronectidae. Gene Ontology annotation, molecular function: actin filament binding. Gene Ontology annotation, biological process: actin filament organization. The transcript has 25 exons. Bases 700 to 8250 code for a protein of 2516 amino acids. Gene Ontology annotation, cellular component: actin cytoskeleton.